This is a messenger RNA of Cyprinodon tularosa, 2786 nucleotides long. RefSeq names its product RAP1, GTP-GDP dissociation stimulator 1 (gene rap1gds1). Bases 263 to 2086 code for a protein of 607 amino acids. Gene Ontology annotation, biological process: positive regulation of GTPase activity. The transcript has 15 exons. The record is from RefSeq and is a predicted model, not a curated record. Gene Ontology annotation, cellular component: cytosol. Lineage: Eukaryota; Metazoa; Chordata; Actinopteri; Cyprinodontiformes; Cyprinodontidae. Gene Ontology annotation, molecular function: protein binding; guanyl-nucleotide exchange factor activity.
GAGCUCGGCCUGUCGGUGUGGGCAUGAGAGGAAGUCAGGAGCUUUAACCUGGUAGUUCCCGGAGUACAGGCCGCCGCGCGCUACCGUACGGCAGCGUCUAUCCGAGCGGGACGACCCGGCUGCUGCUGGCGCUACUCCCCCCCCCCCUCCCUAUCCCCCGGCUCGCUAAGCUAGCUCCCACCCGGAGAGAGAGAGCGAGAGCGCGGGGCCUCUGGCUGCUACAGAUACUCUGACGGUGUCCUGGAGCCACAUCCUGCUGAAGAUGGAGAACCUGAGAGAAGCGCUGGAGAAGUUGAAGCUUGCAUCUACAGACAGCACCACGGACAGCACCGAGGGAAACCUGGACUGUCUGCUGAGCGCACUGGCCCUUAACAACACCGAGGCUAGCAGGAAGAUGCAGGAGAUGGGCAUUCUUCCCUUGCUCCCGAACCUGCUCAACCCACAGUCUUCCUGCACUCCUAAAGUUGCUAACAUCAUAGCUGAGAUGGCCAAAAACGAGUUCAUGAGGAGUCCCUGCGUGGAAGCCGGCCUCAUCCCCCCUCUGGUUCAGCUCCUAAACUCCACCGACCAGGAGGUUUUACUGCAAACCGGCCGAGCGCUCGGCAACAUCUGUUAUGACAGCCAUGAGGGCAGGAAUGCUGUUGACCUGGCAGGAGGGGCUCAGAUAGUAGCUGAACACAUUAAAUCCCUCUCCCAAAAUACCAACCCUGAAAAUGCGAGGCUCUUGACUGUCUUUUGUGGCAUGCUGAUGAACUAUAGCAAUGAUAAUGAUACCCUACAAGCCCAGCUGAUUAACAUGGGUGUUAUUCCCACCCUGGUGAAGCUGCUGGGCAUCCACUCUGACAACACUGCACUGACAGAAAUGUGUCUGAUAGCCUUUGGGAACUUGGCGGAGCUGGAGUCCAGCAAAGAGCAGUUUGCCUCCACCAACAUUGCAGAGGAGCUGGUGCGUCUUUUCCAGAAGCAGACGGAGCACGAGAAGAAGGAGAUGAUCUUUGAGGUUCUGGCCCCGCUGGCUGAAAACGAUGUUAUAAAGCUGCAGCUGGUGGAGGCGGGCCUGGUGGAGUGUCUGCUGGAGGUGGUGGGUCAGACUGUGGACGGCGAGCGGGAGGAGGACAUCGCCCAGCUCAAGACCGCCUCCGACCUCAUGGUUCUCCUGCUUCUGGGGGAUGAAUCCAUGCAGAAGCUGUUCGAGGGAGGAAAAGGCAGCGUCUUCCAGAGGGUCCUCUCUUGGAUCCCCUCCCACAACCAUCAGCUGCAGCUCGCCGGGGCUUUGGCCAUCGCAAACUUUGCCCGCAACGACGGGAAUUGCAUCCACAUGGUGGACACCGGGAUCGUUCAGAAACUUCUGGAUCUGUUGGAUCGCCACGUGGAAGAGGGAAACGUGACCGUACAGCACGCCGCGCUCAGCGCCCUAAGGAACCUAGCUAUACCUGUGGUGAACAAAUCCAAAAUGCUGUCUGCUGGGGUGGCGGAUGUGGUCUUAAAGUUUUUGCAGUCGGAGAUGCCUCCUGUCCAGUUUAAACUCCUUGGAACGUUACGAAUGCUCAUCGAUACUCAAGCUGAAGCUGCAGAGCAACUGGGAACCAAUGGGAAGCUGGUUGAGAGGCUAGUGGAGUGGUGUGAGGCUAAAGACCAUGCGGGGGUGAUGGGGGAGUCCAACCGGCUCCUGUCGGCCCUCAUUCGACACAGCAAAUCAAAGGAAGUUGUCAGGACUGUGAUCCCGAAAGGAGGAGUCAAGCACUUAGUAACCAUGGCAACCAGCGAACAUAUGAUUAUGCAGAACGAGGCGCUGGUGGCUUUGGGGUUGAUAGCGGCGCUGGAUUUGGUUGCAGCUGAGAAGGACUUUGUGGGAUCCAGCCUGGUGUCGGUUCUUCACAAGCUGCUGUCAGAUGAAAGGAGCGCGCCGGAGAUCAAGUACAACUCCAUGAUUCUCAUCUGUGCCGUCAUGGGUUCAGAGCCUCUCAGUAAGGAGGUGCAGAGCCUGGCGUUUAUCGACGUGGUGUCCAAGCUGAGAGCUCACGAAAACAAGACAGUGUCGCACCAGGCCUCCCUGACGGAGCAGCGGCUAACCGCACAGAGCUAAAUGACUGUGUCCACGCCACUCCCAUGCCUGCCUGCCCACCUCACACCCGCCCCCCCACCUUCCCCCAUUGUGUCCCAUCGUCAUGUGCCAAGGUACCGCGUCGCGUUAACUGCCAGCCAGACAUCCAGCCCCCCCUCUGUCCCACAGCCUCCACCCUAGAACCGUUUUCUAAGCCAAGAGCAACUGUAAUUUGUAAUUAUCGUUGAAAUAAAACCGAAUCUGCUCAUAUCUGAUAUGUUUAGGGUCAGGAAAGCUUCACAUACUUUACGUUUGAAAGCCAUAAAAAUGACCGAGGUGGCCAGUGGCGAGCUGGGGUCGGACCUCGGUCCGAAGUUCCCACCUCCCGUGUGUGCAUGUCCGUUCUGAAGCUACAGAUGAAGAGACGACGCUUGUUAAGACCACAGCUGUGACGCCCAUCGUAACGACGUGCACAGGUUUGUUUUUCCAGCCACGUCUCCUGGAGCUGGAUUAUAAUCCCAGUAGAACCAGUGCAUGUUUUUGUCCCGUUCGAGCUGUGACUGUGUUCAUUUUUUAUUGACCUACGCUCCCGCCGGCUUCGUUCUCAACUCUUUGGCUCCUUAACCCUCGAUUCUUUCUAAGCCGCGGAUUUAGCGUUAGCGAGAUUUUAGCGUUUCAUCCCUUGAAGAAUACUGGUGAAGAUUGUCAGUCGUCCAGGUCAUAGUCAUUCCAAAAAAAGGUU